CGUUGGUAGUUUUAGGCUUCGCUUUCGGUUUCAGUAUCAGUCUUUCAACUCCCGUCGAAGUCGCAACAUCAUCAUUAUCAUGUGGCUGCUGCUGCCCAUUCUGCUCUAUUCGGUGAUCUUCCUCUCCGUGCGGCACAUUUACAGCCACUGGCGACGCAGGGGAUUCCCCUCGGAAAAGGCCGGCAUCUCGUGGAGUUUCCUGCAUCAGGCCUAUCGCCGGGAAUUCCGGCACGUGGAUGCCAUCUGUGAGGCCUAUCAGUUGGGCAGGGAGCGAUUGCUCGGUAUCUAUUGCUUCUUCAGGCCCAUCCUCCUCGUCCGCAGCGUGGAACUGGCCCAGACGAUACUACAGCAAUCGAAUGGACACUUUAAUGAACUCAAAUGGGACUAUGUCAAGGGUUAUCGCCGGUUCAAUCUGCUGGAGAAGCUGGCGCCCAUGUUUGGGGCCAAGAGAUUGCACGAGAUGUUCGGUCAGGUCCAAAAAGUGGGAGAUCAUCUGGUUCAGCAUUUGUUGGACCUGGAACAAGUGCAGGGAGGUGUUCUGGAGACGGAUCUACAGCAAAUACUGAGAGUGUAUUCCAUUAACAUUAUAGGCAAUCUCAUUUACGGCUUGGAUAUCAAAUUUGAGCAAAAGGAUCACAUCUUCACUAGCUAUCUAAAGCAGAGUCAGGUCACCAUUCAAUCUUUCACCUUGGGUCGCCUGCCUCAGAAAUCAUCGUUUACCUACCGCCUCAGGGAUCUCAUUAAGCAAAGUGUGGAGCUACGAGAGGAUCAUGGACUGAUACGAAAGGAUAUACUACAAUUACUAGUCAGAUUUAGGAAUGGCAAUGAACUGUGUGGCGAUAAGUGGCAGCUGGAAAUGAAUAAUGAUCAAGAGAAAUUUCUGUCCAUCAAACGAUUGGCCAAAGUGGCCGAAGAUCUCCUUAAAACAUCCCUAGAUUCAGUGGCCUCAACAAUAACCUUAACACUCUUUGAAAUCCUUCAAGAACCCCUGAUUGUGGAGAAACUUCAAGCGGAAAUCAAAGAGCUAAGCAUUGAGAGUGAUGAGCUUAAGUUUGAGCAGCUAGAAGGUCUUAAAUAUAUGGAUAUGUGUCUUAAAGAAACUGUUCGCAAAUAUCCACCUUUGCCCAUCAUCGAACGCAUUUGCCGCAAGAGUUACUCGCUGCCCAACAGCAAGUAUACCAUAGAUGAGGGCAAGACCUUAAUGAUUCCUCUUCUGGCCAUACACAGAGAUGAAAGGUAUUUCAGUGAACCCAUGAAAUAUAAGCCCAUACGAUUCCUGCAUUCCCUUCGAACGGAAGAUAAUUUGGAGCAAUGCCCCGAGAAGAGCAAGAACAAUGCCUUCAUAGGUUUUGGCAUGGGAGGAGCACAAUGUGUGGGUCAAAACUUUGCCAAGUUGGUAAUUAAGGUGGCGCUGAUCAAACUCCUGCACAACUUCCACCUGGAAUUGGAUGCCACCGUGGCCGAGGCCAUGGAAGUUACGCACCAACCUGCCCCAUUUAUACACACAAAGGAUGGGCUGAAAGUCAGGUUGAAGAGACGCGAAAUAAAACCAAAACAUUAUCACUAA
This is a messenger RNA of Drosophila serrata, 1567 nucleotides long. RefSeq names its product Cytochrome P450 310a1 (gene Cyp310a1). Gene Ontology annotation, molecular function: iron ion binding; oxidoreductase activity, acting on paired donors, with incorporation or reduction of molecular oxygen; heme binding. The record is from RefSeq and is a predicted model, not a curated record. NCBI's taxonomy places the organism in Eukaryota, Metazoa, Arthropoda, Insecta, Diptera, Drosophilidae.